UGCCAACCUUUGGACCAGGUGGCAACCUUUCAUAGCACUGCUGCUGACAACAGUCAAAAACGACGCGCUCCGCUUAAGCCCUGUUGUUUUUUGUGUGAGAAAAAAUACAAUUCUAAUAAAAAGAUCUGAUUGAGCAACUACUGCAAUGAACGACAAAAAGUUGGAGGCAUUUAGCAAGCUCCAUGUGCUAGAAGUGAGUCGCGUUGAGAGUUUUGAGGACUGGCCCUUUCCUGCGAGCUCAGCAUGCAGCAUUGCAAAGAUGGCAGAGGCGGGAUUCUACUGGACGGGCACAAAACGCGAGAACGAUACAGCUACAUGUUUUGUAUGCGGCAAAACGCUUGACGGCUGGGAGUCGGAGGACGAUCCCUGGAAGGAGCAUCUAAAACAUGCGCCACAGUGUGAAUUCGUUAAAAUGGGGUGCCCAGAAAAAGAUAUGACAGUAGAUCAAUUUCUCAGAAUUUUUGGUACUGCUGUCAAAAAUAAUAUAGAAAAGAAUACGAAGGAUUUUAAAACAAAAUUCAUAAAGGAAAAUGAAACCAAGGUGAACGAGUUCAUAUGCAAACAGCCUUAGUAUUAAUUUUAUAAGCAUUUAAAUUUUAUGUAUACUUAUCAAAAUACAUUUCCUUGUUUGAAAUACAUUUGCAUGAC
This is a messenger RNA of Drosophila innubila, 648 nucleotides long. RefSeq names its product baculoviral IAP repeat-containing protein 5 (gene Det). The transcript has 3 exons. Bases 146 to 571 code for a protein of 141 amino acids. Lineage: Eukaryota; Metazoa; Arthropoda; Insecta; Diptera; Drosophilidae. The record is from RefSeq and is a predicted model, not a curated record.